Erinaceus europaeus (western European hedgehog) is the source of this 3623-nucleotide messenger RNA. RefSeq names its product nucleoredoxin (gene NXN). Lineage: Eukaryota; Metazoa; Chordata; Mammalia; Eulipotyphla; Erinaceidae. The record is from RefSeq and is a predicted model, not a curated record. Gene Ontology annotation, molecular function: thioredoxin-disulfide reductase (NADPH) activity. The coding region runs from base 98 to 1414 and encodes 438 amino acids. The transcript has 8 exons.
GCCGCCGCCGCCGCCGCCAGCAGCGCGGACAGAGCGAGCAGGGUCGCCUCCGCCUGCCCGGCCACCCCCCCUGGUGCCGGGGCUCCGGUGGGCCAGGAUGUCGGGCUUCCUGGAAGAGCUGCUCGGCGAGAAGCUGGUGACCGGCGGCGGCGAGGAGGUGGACGUGCACUCGCUGAGCACCCGCGGCAUCUCGCUGCUCGGGCUGUACUUCGGCUGCAGCCUGAGCGCCCCCUGCGCGCAGCUCAGCGCCAGCCUGGCCGCCUUCUACAGUCGCCUGAGGGGGGACGCGGCGGCGGCGGGGCCGGGGGCCGGGGCCGGGCCGGGGGCCGGGGCGGCCGCGGAAGCCGAGCCACGGCGCUGCCUGGAGAUCGUCUUCGUGUCCUCGGACCAGGACCAGCGGCAGUGGCAGGACUUCGUGCGGGACAUGCCGUGGCUGGCGCUGCCCUACAAGGAGAAGCACAGAAAGCUUAAACUUUGGAACAAAUAUCGAAUCUCCAACAUUCCAUCACUAAUAUUCCUAGACGCCACCACUGGGAAGGUUGUGUGCAGGAAUGGACUGCUAGUGAUCCGAGAUGACCCCGAAGGUCUGGAAUUCCCAUGGGGACCUAAACCCUUCAGAGAAGUCAUUGCAGGGCCCUUGCUCAGAAACAAUGAGCAGUCCCUGGAGAGCAGCAGCCUGGAAGGGUCGCAUGUGGGAGUCUAUUUCUCUGCACACUGGUGCCCACCGUGCCGAAGCCUCACCCGGGUCCUGGUGGAAUCCUACCGGAAGAUCAAGGAGGCAGGCCAGAAAUUUGAGAUCAUCUUUGUUAGUGCAGACAGAUCAGAGGACUCAUUCAAACAGUACUUCAGUGAGAUGCCCUGGCUCGCUGUUCCGUACACUGAUGAGGCCCGGCGCUCACGCCUCAACCGGCUCUAUGGAAUCCAAGGCAUCCCCACCCUCAUCGUGCUGGACCCGCAGGGCGAGGUGAUCACCCGGCAGGGGCGGGUGGAGGUGCUGAAUGACGAGGACUGCCAGGAGUUCCCCUGGCACCCCAAGCCCGUGCUGGAGCUCUCAGACUCCAAUGCCGUGCAGCUCAACGAGGGUCCCUGCCUCGUCCUUUUUGUAGAUUCUGAGGAUGAUGGGGAGUCUGAGGCAGCCAAGCAGCUGAUCCAGCCAAUAGCCGAGAAGAUCAUUGCUAAGUACAAAGCCAAAGAGGAAGAGGCACCGCUCCUGUUCUUUGUGGCUGGGGAGGAUGACAUGACCGACUCCCUGCGUGAUUACACUAACCUGCCCGAGGCUGCCCCUCUGCUCACCAUCCUGGACAUGUCAGCCCGGGCCAAGUACGUGAUGGACGUGGAGGAGAUCACUCCUGCCAUUGUGGAGGCCUUUGUGAAUGACUUCCUAGCAGAAAAGCUCAAACCAGAGCCCAUCUAGUGGGGUCCCAGCCUCUUGAGACAUUAUUUAAGACUAAGUCUCCUCUUCCUCUUCUUCCUUCCCUCCACCCCUGGACUUUUCCAGCGUGUCCGGAAUCACACAACCCAAGUGUCCAACCUCUCUGUGGUGCCUUGUUUUCUGCAUUAACUCCUCGGCCUACACUCUCGGGUGCACAUCCUCUCGGCAACAGAAGGACCUAUCGCAUUUGGGGGCUCUACUGGAGAUUCACUGGGCUGGCAUUACUGGGCCAGAACUGGGGCUACAUGACUCUCUCGGUCACUAGCUCUCAUUGAAGGGUUUGCCAGCUUCUUGUGCCAAGUGGGUAUAAGGGGAUGCUCCGCUGGUGCUCUGGCUCUGCCCCUUGUGUGGGCACACACACGCAGAACCCAAGGGUGCUCGGUGACAUGCAAGCCAGUGAAGCAGGCAAAGAGCCACAGCCUCAACAACCUCAUCAUAGAGCUGCUGGCAACAGCCUUUCCUAGGCCACUCAGCCUCUCAUAUCAGUUGCUGUGUGGGCAGACGAUCUCCAGGUCUCAAAGGAACUGGAUGUUGCUUUUUGAUGAGAGAGUAGGCACGGUAAUGAACCAUAUAGCAAGUGCUUACUUUUAUUGAGCUCCUACAUAAGAGCUUCUCCACCCUACUUUAUAUCUCUCUCCCUUCUUCGACCUUGACCUCCAGGUUUCUGCCUUCUUGUCAUAGAAACAGCCCCUUACUAUCUUGGAAUUUUGCUAAUAAAUUUUUCCCUCUGAAGACCUUUCCGAGGUGAUAUAUGCAGCCAGCCCUGAGUUCUUAGAGGGUCACUAACUGGCCAACACACACCUCCGACCCCUGGGCUACUGGAGCUCUGCUGAGGUGUCUGAGUCCCCUUUGGGCUACUCUUGCCAUUGCCUCCUCUUUUUAAAAGCAGAACUAAAGAAGAGAAAAAUGACGAGAAGUCUCACUUUUCCCUAAGAAUCUACAGGAAGAGCUGUGCCCUGGGGUGGGAGUGAGGGCAGAGGACAUUUCAAGUAAGAAGAGGCCUUGGAACUGCUUUGCUGGACCCAGUAACCCAGCAUCUCAUUUAGCCUGAACUGACCACAAAAAGGAGAAAUAAGAACAACUGUGUUCUUAGGAUUUGGAAUGGAGAUUCUAGGGAUUCAAGGGAAUUUAGUCUGUUCAUCAGGUGUUAGGUUUUGUUUUGAACAAUCCCAGGCCUUACACCUUACACUUAGAGCACUCUGACAACCAAGACCAGUAAUUUGGACAACCUAGCCCCCCUAAUUAGCUGUUGAUACAAGGAUUGUAGAUUUGUAGUUCAGAGGUACAAAAAUUAGUUGUUAAGUAGACCAUUACUUACUUGGUAUCACCAGCCUGAAAUACAGCCACCCAGUAAAAUAAAGCAGGCAUCUCUGGCAGCAUCAGCCACUGGGCUUUUCCUAUACCUAAUAACACAUCUUUUUUUUUUUUCCCCGCAUAAGGGGGUUGGGGUGGGACAUAAAAGAUACUCUUAGUUCUCAUUGGCAACAGUUAGCAGCUGUGUUUCGGAAUUCUUGAGACCCUGGCCAGGGGCAGAGACCCCAUGCAGGGUUUCCGAUCUCUCCCUGUUUGGCAAGUAGAUUCUCAGAUGACAGACAUCCUUGCUAUAGGCAAGCAAGUGCUCUGAAGCCUGAGAAAGACAAGGAAGCCCUGUGGAGACUGGGGCAGUAGCUGGAGCCCCUUUAGCCCAGCUCUAUCUAUCCCAGAACUUCUCUGGGAACCCUGCCAGUAUCCCAAAGGAGGAGGUGGGGCACAUAGAGGGACAAGGUGAGAUCUUGCUCAAAAUGUGAACAGAAUGUCUGUCUGCCCUAUAUGGUAAUGUCUUGUAAGAAAGGUGGUUUCUCUAAGCAAUUACUUAAACUCUGGGUCAGCAGGCUCUAAUUCCAGUAAAAAGUCACUGGAAGUCACUGCAUCUGAAAGAGGUUUGGUCAUCUGUGAUUCUUUUGUGGUCUGUACAGGACUAACUAACUAGACUACUUGCCACUAUUGUCUACUGGGUCUUUGACAUCAUAAUCCCUUAUUCUUUUUUUUUUUUUUUUUUUUAGAGUGGGUGUGUGGGUUAGUUAAGAUCACUGGGGGAAAGGUUUACUAAGAAGGUGCUUUAAGUUUAUAUAGGCAUCUUUCAGAGAUAUUGCAAAUUUGGUUCCAGACCAUUGCAAUAAUACGGAUUUUACAAUAAAGUUAAUCACAUGCA